Messenger RNA from Panicum hallii, 2790 nucleotides. Its product is annotated as serine/threonine-protein kinase TOUSLED. The record is from RefSeq and is a predicted model, not a curated record. Bases 419 to 2455 code for a protein of 678 amino acids. Gene Ontology annotation, cellular component: nucleus. Lineage: Eukaryota; Viridiplantae; Streptophyta; Magnoliopsida; Poales; Poaceae. Gene Ontology annotation, molecular function: ATP binding; protein serine/threonine kinase activity. Gene Ontology annotation, biological process: peptidyl-serine phosphorylation; intracellular signal transduction; chromosome segregation. The transcript is spliced from 16 exons.
AGAGAGGUGGGUGACCGCCGCGCCUCCGUAUCCGGGCGUGACGAGCUAGGCAAGCGGCUCGGCCCGGCCUCCGCGUGCGCCUCGCGGCGUCAGCUCCAGUCGCCGCCGCCGCGCCGUACUCAGCAGCGGAGACCAGCGAGUCAACAGGCAGCAGAGGGGGAACGAAGCAGGCGGUUGCGACCAGGCCCGCCUGGGCCGGUCGCCGCCCGCUCGUAGCAUACCCGACGCUGCAUCCGCCUCACUUCGCCGUCGCCCGUGGCACGUACGGCUAGGGUUUUGAGAUAGAUCCCGUCCGCCGGCUCGUGAGCGCGCGCCGUCGUGCGGGGAGGAAGAGAGGAAGUGCCUGGCUCGCGCGGUUUUGGUUCCUUCUUCUAGAAGCUUCGGGGCGCGCGAUCCGGCGCGGGCGCAAUCGGUGGCAAUGUCGGGCUCGUCGGCGGCAGGGGAGGAUAUAGUGCAGCACCUAUCGUCCAAUUCCAACCCCUCUUCGUCGAAGCUCGCCAAGCUCGAGGCCCGCAUGGCCGGCAAGGCUGUCUCCGUUCCAUCGUCACCGCCGCACCAUUCCAUGGCUGCCUCCGCCCCCGCCGUCGCCUUCAUGGACCAGGAGGAGCUGCCUGAGACCUCCUCUUCCGAUGAUGAUAAUGGCGAGGAAUUCUUGAUACAAAAGAAUACCCUGAAGCGUCCGAGAUCUCCAGAUGGUGACCACAUCCUUGCUCUUGGAAAUUUUGAGCAUCAGGGAUCGGCAAAUGAGGCAGCAAAGAUUUUAGAUGUCAUGGAUUCUAGACCGUCCUCGGACAACACAAACAGAAAAAAACAAGGCCGUGGAAGGGGUCGUGCUGGUACAGGCCGAGGCCGUGGCUCAAAGGCUGAUCAAACACGAGCGACUACUUCAGCUUCCUCAGUUGUAACAAAUGGUCAACCAGAUAAAUUAACCAACAAAGAACCCCGAUUGAGUGUUCAACCUGGCCAUGACGACAAGGCUGCUUUACAGGAAGAAUUAUCAAUAUUACGUGGUAAAGUUGCAUUUUUGGAGGAGGAGCUUGCGAAAUCGCAUCAAGAAGCAACCAAUUAUCAUCAGCUUAGUGAUAGGUUAGCAAAGGAAUUGAAGGAUCUCAAAGAUCAUGAUCAACAAAUGAGAUCAAAGCAAAUGAAGGUCCUGUCUGAUCUGCUGAUAGCUGUGUCGAAAGCAGAGAGGCAAGAAGCCCGAAUGAGGAUAAGGCAGGAAUCUUUCAGACUUGGGAAUGUUGGUGUUAUGAGAGCUGGAACUAUCAUAUCUGAAACUUGGGAAGAUGGACAGGCAAUAAAAGAUCUUAAUUCUCACCUGAAAUCUUUGCUGGAAACUAAAGAGACUAUUGAAAGGCAUCGUAAAUCACUUAAGAAAAGACAAUCUGACAAAGGUGAUGGCAGUGAUGCUGAGACUAGCAUGUCUGAGGAGGACAUCCUCUUACAGGAUGAAAUAUGUAAAUCUCGGCUAACGAGUAUCAAACGGGAGGAAGAACAGUAUCUAAAAGAAAGAGACCGGUAUGAGUUGGAAAAGGGGAGGCUUAUACGAGAGAUGAAGCGUCUCAGAGAUGAAGAUGGAUCACGCUUUAACAACUUCCAAAUUCUUCACCAUCGUUAUGCUCUCUUGAAUCUUCUUGGAAAGGGAGGGUUUAGUGAGGUUUACAAGGCUUUUGAUUUGGUGGAGUACAAGUAUGUGGCAUGCAAGCUUCAUGGUUUGAAUGCUCAAUGGAGUGAGGAGAAAAAACAGAGCUACAUACGCCAUGCAAUUCGUGAAUAUAACAUUCACAAAACUCUGGUGCAUCCAAACAUUGUCAGGCUAUGGGAUAUAUUUGAGAUUGAUCACAAUACAUUCUGCACCGUCCUAGAAUAUUGCAGUGGAAAGGAUCUUGAUGCGGUCCUUAAAGCAACACCAAUUCUCCCAGAAAAAGAAGCAAGAAUCAUAAUUGUUCAAAUAUUUCAGGGCUUGGUUUAUCUUAACAAGAGGGGUCAAAAGAUCAUCCACUACGAUCUAAAACCUGGCAAUGUUCUCUUCGAUGAGGUUGGUGUGGCAAAAGUUACAGACUUUGGCCUCAGCAAGAUAGUGGAGGAUGAUGUUGGUUCUCAGGGAAUGGAACUUACUUCUCAGGGAGCUGGAACCUAUUGGUAUCUUCCUCCAGAAUGCUUUGACCUCAGCAAAACACCAUUUAUUUCAUCUAAGGUAGAUGUUUGGUCAGCUGGUGUAAUGUUUUAUCAGAUGCUCUUUGGAAGGCGUCCUUUUGGCCAUGACCAGACUCAGGAGAGAAUACUUCGGGAAGAUACAAUUAUCAACGCACGGAGGGUGGAAUUCCCUUCAAAGCCAGCUGUAUCAAAUGAGGCAAAGGAUCUGAUUCGCCGCUGCUUGACAUACAAUCAAUCAGAGAGGCCAGAUGUCCUAACCAUAGCCCAAGAUCCUUAUCUCUCAUAUGCAAAGCGGUAGCCACUACGCAGGAGAAAAUUUUGGUGCGGGUAGCUGCUCGUUGAAUGAGAAUAUGUAUGGGGAUGGAUACUCUCGCGAAGGAGCAAAGGGAACAAGCUCAAGAAGACCAAAAAGGGUGUAACUGUAUAUGUUGUAAAUUUUAGUCAGCCUCACAACAGCAAAUGGCCUGAAAUCCUGAAGGCGUCAGUUCAAAGGCCAAGCUUCUUUCUAACGUAGAGGAAGCAGGCAUUGGUUUGAACGGUCCAUGUACUCUGACAUUUCUUGACACUCUUGUGCUUUGCUCCCCAUGCGUAACGUGAUUUUUUGGCUGGUGGCCAGUGGUCCUUUUGAUGGUA